CCUUUCUGGGCCGCCUCCAACUUCCCCGGCCGGGGCGCGGCGCGGCGGGGCUGCGGGCGUUCGGCGCUGCGCUCCGCUCUCUGCUCCGCUCCGCCGCGCGGGGCCGCGGCGGAUGGCGGCGGGGGUGCGGGGCCGGGAGGCGGCGGCGGAGCCCCCCCGGCGGUCAGAGCCCGGCCCGGCCCGGAGCGGGGAGCGGGCGGCGGAGCGGCGCGGCCCGGCGGGAGCGGAGCGCGGAGGCGGAGGCGGCGCUCACCAUGGCCGACCAGAGCAACAUCCAGUCUGCAGCCUCCAAGAGCAUCCGCCCCUUCCGCUCGAGCGAGGAGUACCUGGACGCCAUGAAGGAGGACCUGGCCGAGUGGUUCAACGCGCUCUACGACCUGGACAUGGCGGCUGACACCUUCCUGGAGGCGUUGGCCACGGGCUGCGACCUCUGCCAGCACGCCAACAACGUCAACCGCGUGGCCAUGGAGUUCCAGCAGCGGCACCCCGAGGCGGCCGCCCGCGUCCCCCGCAACGAGGUCGUCUUCCAGGCCAGGAACGUGGCGCCCGGCUCCUUCGUCGCCAGAGAUAACGUCUCCAACUUCAUCCGCUGGUGCCGGCAGGACCUCGGCAUCCAGGAUGUGCUCAUGUUCGAGACCAACGACUUGGUGCUGAAGAAGAACGAGAAGAACGUGGUCCUCUGCUUGCUGGAGGUGGCCAGGAGGGGCUCCAAGUUUGGCAUGCUGGCCCCCAUGCUGAUCCAGAUGGAGGAGGAGAUCGAGGAGGAGCUGCGGGACCAAACGUGCGGCGCGCUGGGAGCACCCCGGGGCAGCCAGGCCCUGCGCCCCGAGUCGCCCGCGUACCCCGGGCAGGCACAGCGCGUCUCCCUGUGCGACCUGAGGAACCUGGACGAGCUGGUGCGGGAGAUCCUGGGCUGCUGUACGUGCCCAUCCCAGUUCCCCAUGGUCAAAAUCUCAGAGGGUAAAUACAAAGUGGGAGACUCCAACGCACUGAUCUUUGUUCGAGUGCUGAGGAGCCACGUCAUGGUGCGUGUCGGCGGUGGCUGGGACACACUGGAACAUUACCUGGACAAGCACGACCCGUGCCGCUGCUCCUCCCUGUCUCACCGCCUGCCCCCCGCCCGCACCCUGACCUUCUCCCCACCAAAACCCGCCGUCAACAGUGCCAGCCCCGCACCCCACGCCCCCAGCCCCAGCACCCCGCGCCGUGCCGACACGACCAGCCUCGGGGACAAGCGGCUGCCAGGCUGGGGGGACGUUGGCUACAGCAGGACGGAGCGGGGCAGCACCCCAAAGCCUGCGCCUGGAGCCGUCCUGCCCCCCCGGGCCCCCGCCAGCCCAUCCAGGAGCCCCGCCAGUGCACUCAGGCCCCGCGACUCCACCCGCACCCGCCGCCAUUCCGGGGACAGCGACUCCUCGUCGGCCUCAUCGGUGGGACCCCCGCGGGGCCACCGCCCCCCGCCCGCCUCCUGCCCCUCUCCCCGCCGCCCGCCGCCCGGACGCAGCCGCUCGGGCGACCGCAGUCCGCUCCCGAUGCGCACCGCCACCCCGGGCGGCGGGGAGGAGCGCGGCCGCCCGCGCGUCCCCAACGGGCCGGGGCUGCCCCGCGCCCGCAGUCAGGGCCGGCCCGGUGCCGACGCCGUGCUGCUCAUCCGGCGCGGGGCGGACGGGCAGCACUCGUGGGCGCGCGCCGACGGCGGACCCCGCGCUGCGACGCGGCCCUCCGGCCCUCGGCGCUCCUCUCUGCCCGGGGACGGGGCCGAGGACGGGGACGGGGACGCCUUCCAGGAGGAGCUGGAAGAGCUGGCGCGGAGGCUGCGGGCGCCGCUGUGCCUGGAGCCCGGGCAGGAACAGCAGCUGCUGGGGCGGCUGGAGGAAGAGUUUCUGGCCAACACGCGGCUGAUGGAGAUGGGGGACGCGGAGCCGUCGCCCCCCGCCCGCCCCGCGCACGGGACGUUGGAGCCCAACAGCGGGGCGGCCGCCGACUCGGCGUACUGCUCCUCCUCGUCCUCCUCGUCCUCCCUCAACGUGCUCGGCAACAAGCACGGCGGUCCGCCCGAGGACGGCCGUCGCAACGGGGGUCCCCCGGCCGCCCCCCACCCGCAGGAGCGCCGCGGCCGCCCGUCCAGCUCGUCGGAUGAGAGCGGCUGCGUGCCGGCCUCCGGUGCCGAGUCCGACCCCGAGUGGGCGCCGGCGGUGGAAGAGGAGGGGAUGGAGACCGCGGCGGUGCCGGGGAUCCCCGCGUCCCCCGCCCUGCGGCCCCGUGCCCGGCCCCGGCUGGACGCGCAGCCCGGCAGGAAGCCCACCCGCAUCCCCGCGCCCCGACCCCCCGCCGGCCCCCAGCCCUGGAGGGCGCUGCACACCGUCCUGGCCUCGCUGCUGGAGCCCGGGAGGGCGCCACGGGAGGACGAGGGGCUGCAGGAGGACGCCUGGCCGUGAGAAGGACGAGACGGAGGCUGCGGCCCCCGGCGUGGGAUGUGUGGGCGUUGGGACGAUGUGUGGGCCACCAUCGUCCACCGAUGUGGGGCCGUGGGAUGGAUGCCGUCACGGCGGGGGCUGAUGCACUUUGGUGUGAUAGCAGUGGAGGCAGGAGCCGUGCCGUGGCAUCGGGAACAGCUCUGGGAGCAGCCAGCUCUGCUCAGCUCCUCUGCUUUUCACCUUCCUUCUCCAUCCUGCUCCCCACUCCUUCCAUUCCUCCUCCCCGUCUCCCCACAUCCGACAACACCCGGGGACACGCAGCUCGUCACCAUGGUCUGUACCCAAGGGAUGAUGUCCCCCCUCCCCUGCAGCAUCUCCCCCAGCACAGUGCAGCCAGUAAAGCCCGAGGAGCUGAGCCUGCCUGCUGUCGUCUGUCCACGGAGGUCUGUCCACAGAGCUGCAGGUGUUGGGGAUGGGGCUCCCCCUGCGCCGUGGGGCUGCACCUUUGGGGUUCCUGUGAAGCAUCCCUGGCGGGGAUCCUGCAUCCCCCACAGUUGUGCCUGGGAGCACUUCCCCUCGUCCUAUCCAGGGUCCUUCCCAGCACGGUGGUGGCAGGGGGAGGUUCUUCACAGAGCGGUGAGGGUGCUGGCACAGCUGCCCAGAGAGGCUGGAGAUGCCCCAUCCCUGGAGGUGUUCAAGGCCAGGUUGGGUGGAGCCCCGGGCAGCCCACUGUAGUAUUAGAUAUGGAGGUUGGUGGCCCUGCCUGUGGCAGGGGGUUGGAAACUGAUGAUCCCUGGGGUCCCCUUCCAACCCAAGCCAUUCUAUGAUGUAAUGUAAUGUAUAUAAGCUGAAGGUCUUUUGUUCCAGGGAUGCAUGGUUGGGGUGGAGGUAUCCCCUCACGCAUCCGACAUCAUAAAUAAAGAAUGCCUGCUCGCUAA
Molecule: messenger RNA, 3355 nt
Organism: Gallus gallus (chicken)
Lineage: Eukaryota; Metazoa; Chordata; Aves; Galliformes; Phasianidae
Gene: GAS2L1
Product: growth arrest specific 2 like 1
Biological process (GO): regulation of microtubule polymerization or depolymerization; protein localization to microtubule plus-end; actin crosslink formation
Cellular component (GO): stress fiber; microtubule plus-end; actin filament
Molecular function (GO): cytoskeletal adaptor activity; actin filament binding; microtubule binding
Source: RefSeq, a predicted model, not a curated record